CAGCCUCUUUCUGAUUGCAUUGAUAUUUUCCUUGAGCAUAGCUUUACUUGUCAAGUUGCACUGGAAAGUAACGAAAGAAAGUUUGGUUGUGGUGUCAUCUCUUGGACUUCAAUUUUCAACUACUUUUGCUACUGGUUGGUCAGAGUCUCAUUUCAUAGCCAAGGAAAGUAUCCAUGACAUUGUCAUCAGUGAAGCAAUAUCUGUGUGUCGUGUAGUUUUUUAUCUUGCUGUGUUGUUGAACGAAGCUGGUGAAGUAGACAGUGGUGUUUAUCCUCUAUUCCUCAAAUCAUCUCCACGAUUAGACUGCUUGAAACGCAUUUAUAUUGAUAUCCAUGAAUUGAACUGGUUCCACAUUCCUGAAUCGUGUACAGACUGUUGCCAUGUGAGAUGAUGAACUGCAUUUGGAUGCAGUAGAGUUACAAAUCUUGGUGCUUCUAGUGCUUACCCAUGAAGUGAGAACUCUCAUUCUUUGAUCAGAGAAUGGAAAAACAGAGAAGCAGACAACAAAGUCUGUCAGAAUCUGAAGUUAGGCUGAAGGAUGAGGAAGUGGGAAUUCAUGUGACUCCAAAGAGGGUUGCCUUAUUCUUCCUCUCCUUUCGUGUCAUCAAUGCUCUCGUCACUCGUACUUAUUUUGUCCCUGAUGAAACUUGGCAGUCCCUGGAAAUUGCUCAUCACAGAGUUUUUGGGUAUGGAUUUCAAACCUGGGAGUGGCAUCAUGAAAUCCGAAGUUGGCUUUAUCCUGGUGUUUUUGUUGCACUCUAUAAACUUCUUGCAGUUCUAGGCUUGGAUGACAACCAGUUUUUUAUGGUCAAACUACCUCAGCUCAUUCAGGGUCUAUUUGGUGCUGUGGGGGAGAUAUGCAUCUACCAUGUGGCACUGAAACUGCAUGGCCGCUCAUCUGCCCUCUGGACUGCUAUCCUUCAGGCAUCCAGUUGUGGUCUUGGGAUGGGGUUAGGACUCCUGGUGGAUUCUUGGUUCUAUGGGCAUGUGGUUCUCACUCCUUGGCAGUUUUUGAAAGUUAAUAUCCUGGAAGGGGUCUCAGAUUUCUAUGGUACCUCUCCAUGGCAUGCAUAUUUGACAUCACUAGGCCCAGUUGUGUUCUGUACCCAUCUUCUCCCACUCCUCAUCCUCCCCUUUGCUUGCUGGUUUUGGUCAUAUUCACUUUCAAGAUCUCAACGUACCUUCCUCCUUGCCAUCUUCUCUGGGAUAGCAGUCCUAAGUUAUGUGAGACACAAGGAGAUGCGUUUUCUUCUUCCUUUUCUACCACUGUUGAACCUCAUCAAUGGAGAUUUAGUUGCCAAAGUCUUUGCCCCCUUCCCUCAUUGGAUAACUCAAAGACCGGCCCACCGCCUGCUUUUUGGAAUCCUACUUUUUGUGAAUGUGGUUCUGGCCAUGGUAGGGAACUGCCUGUACAUGAGAGGUCCAAUAGGUGCCAUGGAACUCAUAGCAGAAGCUGCUCAUGAAAGUCCACAUUCCACUUCCGUCCUUUUUCUUCUACCAUGUCAUAGUACGCCGUACUACAGCCAUGUCCAUGUGAAUAUCUCCAUGCAUUUCCUAACAUGUGAACCCAACUGGAAUCAAACCCCAGGGUACCUUGAUGAAGCUGACCAGUUCUACUUAUCUGUGAUACUGAACACAGAACGCCUCAUCAUUGAACUCUCCCCCAGUUACAUAGUGACUGCCUCACACUCUACCAUGGAGCUGAAGGAUAUAUUUCAUAAGUGUCAAUCUUUUUUGCCCAUUGAAGGGGCCCAGCCAACCAUGAAUAGCUAUCAUUAUGGCCGGAUUCCGGCCAAUGUGGAAAAUAUGUAUAGCUUAAAAGUGGAUAACCUCACAUACCGAACAACACCAGAAGAUUUGAAAAGAGCAUUUGAGCGUUAUGGUGAUGUUGGAGAUGUGUACAUCCCACGUGACAGAUUCACAAAGGAGAGCAGAGGUUUUGCUUUUGUCAGGUUCUAUGAUAGGAGAGAUGCUGAAGAUGCCAUGGACAGCAUGGAUGGAAAAAUCAUGGAUGGUCGGGAACUGAGGGUGCAAAUGGCCAAGUAUGGAAGACCCAGUCCUCCACCAUACUUCAGGAGCAGUCGACGUAGUAGAAGGUUAGUUGUGUCCUGCAGUAAUGGAAAACUGUUGGCUGUUACAAGUCAAGCUGUGAUAUAUAUUUACUUGUACCAGUUGGAGCAGACUGGAGUACGAGUUCGAGUAACGAGUGGUGUGUUGGGGUCUAAGAGCGGGUGCAGUUGCAGUCAGCCUUUGCUGUUGCUGUUGCUGUUGCUGUUCCAGUUCCAGUUCCAGUUCCUGGCAUCUCUUGUCUCUCUUGUGGAGACUGCAAAAUCCCUCCUGUCCUACAGCCGUUCCCUCUUUCAUUUCCUUUUCCUUUCUCGUUUCUAAUUCCCCUGCUUUCCGUCAUCCCAUCGUCGCCGGGAGGGAAUUGGAGGGGAAGCGAACGUAUCUGUCAGGAGAUGGAACAGUAUUGGAAGGAAUGCAUUGGCAAAGACAUUAUUGUACAUGGGAUGGGUGGGGAUAUGAAGACAUGCAGCAGGAAUCUCAUUACUAGGCCAGGAAAAAUGAAAGUGAAAUGGACUGGAGAAGGAACAAGAUCCAGAAUCCAGUUGACCCCUCUAAGGGAUAGGGAAAGUUGCUCUAACCAGCCUUUCAUCUAGAUUUAUAUGCCCUUCUGCAUCAUUUGAAUGCAGCUAUCCAGCAUGUCACGAUCCUAUCUUGGAACCGUCUUGCCUACUUCCUGUUCUCUCUGUCUAGGGGUCAGGAAGUGGAGACAGGGAAAAGAGGUAGUGAAUAUUGAAACCCUAUGCAAAUCUCAUUUUUAGUUAAAGGCCAUUCAAAUUUUUCUCACAGAAUCUAAUAGAAAGGAGAACAUUCAUUUCACUUGGCUGAAUUUCAUAGCAAACAAUGCCUGUGUUAAUGACAGCUCAUGAAUCCAAAGAUUUGUAAUGAAGUAUGGAACAGAAAGUUCCAAGCAAGAGUUAGUUGAGGGUGUGUUGUCAUGUGGGGGUCACCCCUCUUGUCUGUGUCACUGUUCACAUAACUCCUUUUACUCCUUAAAGGUGUUGUGUAAUAUGUAAAUGGCCCCUAACAAGGAAAUCAUUUCUAAUAUUAAUAUAUUCCUUUCCUUUGUGAAGGUUGUAAGGCUGGUCAAGGAAGCUCUUGGACACAUAUUGAGUGUUUCAGGGAAGUUACUGAAAAUAGGGUGAAGUAGUCCCCAGGAUUACAGCUGCUGAGCUACUUUUAUGUAUGGACCAUUAUUGUGUCCUCAUUUGAUUUUUAAAACAGUUUUUUAACUGAUGCAUUUCAGUUGGGGAGAGUGGAAGAGCACAUGAAAGAGCUCCUAAGCAGAUGCUGUGAGGUGGUGCAGUUGGGCUUGCAAUCUUUGUGGUAUCUUUGGCAUCUUCCAUUCUGAUUCGUUUCCCAUACUUUCCAUGCUGAUGCCUGAUUUGAAGCGUGAUGCUUCGAGUAGGAAGAGUCAUGGUUGGUUUGAGGAACACCUUGAGACUUGCGUCUCAUAUAGAUGAAAUGUCUCGUAUUUCCUACUUGAGAUUUAUUGUCCUGCUGAUGGUCAUUAAUUCUUCAGGAUGUCAGUUAAUCCCUCAAGUGGAAAGUAAUCUGCACCAAUCCGAGAUGCAGCUCAGUGGUAGUGAUGGCAUGUGAAUGAUAGCAAGGAGGUACAUGGAGAUUACAGGAAAGGAAUGAUACAGGGCUGAGCCAGAUUUGCACUGU
This is a messenger RNA of Darwinula stevensoni, 3732 nucleotides long. Lineage: Eukaryota; Metazoa; Arthropoda; Ostracoda; Podocopida; Darwinulidae. The record is from the annotation of a GenBank genome assembly.